GUAAUUGCUUAGUUCACAUACGUACAGUGAAACUAUUCUACGACAAAAUGGCACUUCAAAGUGACGAACUUUUCAAAUUCAUCAGCGAAAAAGUCACGGAAAGUCCACAAAAAGCUAAAGCUGUAAACGGUGUCUUUUUAUACAAGAUUACCAAAAACGGUAAAGUAGCGAAAGAAUGGAUUAUGGAUUUGAAAAACGCUAAAGUCUACGAAGGACCUGCUCAACCUGGAGUACAGGUACAAACCACUGUCCAAGUUUCCGAUGAAGACUUCGUCGAAAUGGCCAGUGGAAAACUGAACCCACAAGCCGCUUUCCUCAAGGGAAAAUUGAAGGUUUCAGGCAACAUUAUGUUGGCUCAAAAGUUGGGUCCACUCCUCCAAGCCGAAGCUAAAUUGUAAAGUACGUUGCACGUCGCAAAAAAAUUUAAUUUAGAUAAUUCUAUUUAUACGUUUUGUGAUACUCAAAAGCAAAAUAAAAUUUUUGUUUCAUUAAU
Messenger RNA from Onthophagus taurus, 493 nucleotides. Its product is annotated as peroxisomal multifunctional enzyme type 2. Gene Ontology annotation, cellular component: cytosol. NCBI's taxonomy places the organism in Eukaryota, Metazoa, Arthropoda, Insecta, Coleoptera, Scarabaeidae. The record is from RefSeq and is a predicted model, not a curated record.